AUGUCUAAAGCUGUUGGUAUUGAUUUAGGUACUACCUACUCAUGUGUUGCACACUUCGCUAACGAUCGUGUCGAAAUUAUCGCCAACGAUCAAGGUAACAGAACCACUCCAUCUUUCGUUGCCUUCACUGACUCCGAAAGAUUGAUCGGUGAUGCUGCUAAGAACCAAGCUGCUAUGAACCCAAGCAACACCGUUUUCGACGCUAAGCGUUUGAUCGGUAGAAAGACCUCCGACGCUGAAGUCCAAGGUGACAUCAAGCACUUCCCAUUCAAGGUUGUCGACAAGGCUGGUAAGCCAAACAUCGAAGUUGAAUACAAGGGUGAAACCAAGGUCUUCACUCCAGAAGAAAUCUCUUCCAUGAUCUUGGGUAAGAUGAAGGAAACCGCCGAAGGUUACUUGGGUACCCAAGUUAACGACGCCGUUGUUACCGUCCCAGCUUACUUCAACGACUCCCAAAGACAAGCUACCAAGGAUGCUGGUUUGAUUGCUGGUUUGAACGUUAUGAGAAUCAUUAACGAACCAACCGCUGCUGCCAUUGCUUACGGUUUGGACAAGAAGGAUGAACAAGAAAAGAACGUCUUGAUCUUCGACUUGGGUGGUGGUACUUUCGAUGUCUCCUUAUUGUCUAUUGAAGACGGUAUCUUCGAAGUCAAGGCUACUGCUGGUGACACUCACUUGGGUGGUGAAGAUUUCGACCACAGAUUGGUUAACCACUUCGUUGCCGAAUUCAAGAGAAAGAACAAGAAGGACUUAUCUACCAACCAAAGAGCCUUGAGAAGAUUGAGAACUGCUUGUGAAAGAGCCAAGAGAACCUUGUCUUCUUCCGCUCAAACCUCUAUCGAAAUCGACUCCUUGUACGAAGGUGUUGACUUCUACACCUCUAUCACCAGAGCCAGAUUCGAAGAAUUGUGUCAAGACUUAUUCAGAUCUACUUUGGACCCAGUUGAAAAGGUCUUGAGAGAUGCUAAGGUUGACAAGUCCGCUGUCCACGAAAUCGUCUUGGUCGGUGGUUCUACCAGAAUUCCAAAGGUCCAAAAGUUGGUCUCUGACUUCUUCAACGGUAAGGAACCAAACAGAUCUAUCAACCCAGAUGAAGCCGUUGCUUACGGUGCCGCUGUCCAAGCUGCUAUCUUGUCUGGUGACACUUCUUCCAAGACUCAAGACUUAUUGUUGUUGGAUGUUGCUCCAUUGUCUCUUGGUAUUGAAACCGCUGGUGGUAUUAUGACCAAGUUGAUCCCAAGAAACUCUACCAUCCCAACCAAGAAGUCCGAAACCUUCUCUACUUACGCUGACAACCAACCAGGUGUCUUGAUUCAAGUCUUCGAAGGUGAAAGAGCUAAGACUGCUGACAACAACUUGUUGGGUAAGUUCGAAUUGUCUGGUAUUCCACCAGCUCCAAGAGGUACCCCACAAAUUGAAGUCACCUUCGACAUUGAUGCUAACGGUAUCUUGAACGUUUCUGCCUUAGAAAAGGGUACUGGUAAGACUCAAAAGAUUACCAUCACCAACGACAAGGGUAGAUUAUCUAAGGAAGACAUCGAAAAGAUGGUUUCCGAAGCUGAAAAGUUCAAGGAAGAAGAUGAAAAGGAAGCUAACAGAGUUCAAGCCAAGAACGGUUUGGAAUCUUACGCUUACUCCUUGAAGUCUACUCUUGCUGACGAACAAUUCAAGUCCAAGUUGGAAGCUGACGAAGUCGAAACCGUCACCAAGGCUGCUGACGAGACUAUUGAAUGGUUAGACGCCAACCAAACUGCCACCCAAGAAGAAUUUGCUGACAAGCAAAAGGAAUUGGAAGGUAAGGCUAACCCAGUUAUGUCCAAGGCCUACCAAGCCGGUGCUGCUCCAGCUGGUGCUGCCCCAGGUGGCUUCCCAGGUGCUGCCCCAGGUGGUGCUGCUCCUGACGCUUCCAACGACGGUCCAACUGUUGAAGAAGUUGAUUAA
This is a messenger RNA of Suhomyces tanzawaensis NRRL Y-17324, 1941 nucleotides long. It is a transcript of the gene SSA2, whose product is annotated as Hsp70 family chaperone. NCBI's taxonomy places the organism in Eukaryota, Fungi, Ascomycota, Pichiomycetes, Serinales, Debaryomycetaceae. Gene Ontology annotation, cellular component: cytoplasm; plasma membrane; cytosol. The coding region runs from base 1 to 1941 and encodes 646 amino acids. Gene Ontology annotation, molecular function: ATP hydrolysis activity; misfolded protein binding; ATP binding. The transcript has a single exon. Gene Ontology annotation, biological process: SRP-dependent cotranslational protein targeting to membrane, translocation; cellular response to unfolded protein; protein refolding. The record is from RefSeq and is a predicted model, not a curated record.